CCUCAAGCCCAACGGGGACAGCACCCCACCCCCAUGAGAGUGCGUAGACCUCCCAGCCUGCCCCAGGCGAUGCUCACAUUUUCCAGUGUUUAGAUUUUAUCCACUUUAUUAAUGAGGCAGGCAAGAGGCCCGGGUGAGGGUGUGGGGGUUUGCUUCUGCCCUGAUGAGAGGAGGGGGUCACAGACACCAGACCAAUUCAGAGAACCUCAGUCCCUGGCAGGAAGAAGCUGAUCCCAAGUGGCCCUGACCAUUGCCAGCAGCAGAGGUUUCUCCCACUCAAGGCUCCCAGCCCUAGCGGGCAGACAUGCAUAGGGUGGAGCGGCCCUGGAGGCCAGUGGGGUGCGGGUGGAGGCGGCACAGAGCCGAGGAGCCGCCCCAGGAAGAGGGAGCGGCCUGCCGGGAGCCAGGGAGCAGCUGGCGCGGGCAGCAGGAUCCUAGUUCCGGGCCAUGGGGACCCUGCAUCCUGAGCAGCACUGGGUAAGGAGUUGGGACUUGAGGGUCCACAGGCAGGGAAAAGGAAAGCAUUAAAGAUGGGCUAUGGCCAUCCUGGGCUCACUGUGUUCAUGGCUCUCAGCCCAAGGCUGGCUGCCUAUCCCUUAGGUCUGCUUUAGCCCUCUCAACUAGAAAACGAAGAACGAGCCAGAGGCUGGUUCACGUAGGAGUAUGGGGUGGGCAUCUGAAUGAGGCAAUGACAUACUGCGGAGAUUGCCAUGGAGACAGGUGUAACUCUGGCAACAGACAUGGGACUCUGGGGAGAGAGGUGGGUCCUUGGAGUCCAAGAGCACCGAAGAGAUCAGAGAUAGGUCCAUGGAAGCAGGGGUCUGAGGACAGACCAUGGAGGCAAGAGGAUGCACUACAGGGAUAGCAACCUUGGGGCACAGAAAUUAGUCUUUAAGUACGGAGAUGGCUUGUUGGGGGAGAGAUGAAACUGGAGACCAACAGUGGUCUCUGGAGGCAGGGACAUUGGAAAAGACGGGCUAUAGUAAUGGAGCUGUUGGGACAUGGGACAUCAAGGGUAGGAUUAAAAGGUGACCAACAGCUGGUUAUGGUGGUGUGAACCUUUAAUCCCAGGACACAGGAGGCAUAGGUAGGGGGAAUCGCUUUAAGUUUAACGCCAGCAUAGUCUACACGGCCAGUUCUGGGGCCAGCCAAGGAGACUUACAAAAAAAGGAAGGGGUGGCAGACACGGUGAGGGUUGGAGUUGGGAUCAAAAGUGGGUCAGGAUCUAUUCCAUGGGGCCAUGGACCAGGAAUCUGAUGUGCUAGGAGGUGGGGGGUGGAGACAAGGACAGACACUGAGGACCUCUGCCACGUCUGUCUGUCUGUCGAUGUCGGGGCAGUGAGGUCAGGCACAAGAGAUGGAGCUGUGAAAGGUGAAGUGGGAUCUGAAAUGGAGCAGCCAGGGUCCUGUGGAGGUGCCCUGGGCACAGAGGCCACAUUGUUACAUGGAUCCUGGUGAUGGGUGGUGGGACACUAGCCUCACUGCACCCUCCUCUUAUCUACUUAGCCCUCUUGGCCACUGAUAUGAGCCCCUGCGGGCUUAACGCGAGCCUAGUGGACGAGGCAACGUGUGCAACACCCAGGGUCCCCAACACGUCUGCGGUGCUACCAGUAGGCGAUUCCGGCACAUCACCAGCGCUGCCUAUCUUCUCCAUGACCCUGGGUGCAGUGUCCAACGUGCUGGCGCUGGCGCUGCUGGCACAAGCUGCAGGUCGUCUGCGGCGCCGCCACUCAGCUGCCACCUUUUUGUUGUUCGUUGCCAGCCUGCUGGCCAUCGACCUGGCAGGCCAUGUGAUCCCGGGCGCGCUGGUGCUUCGCCUGUAUGCUGCGGGACGUUCACCUGCUGGCGGGGCCUGUCAUUUCUUGGGAGGCUGCAUGGUCUUCUUCGGCCUGUGCCCACUUUUGCUUGGCUGCGGCAUGGCCGUGGAGCGCUGCGUGGGUGUCACACAGCCGCUGCUCCACGCGGCGCGCGUGUCGGUGGCCCACGCACGCCUGGCACUGGCCACGCUGGCCGCCAUGGCUUUGGCUGUGGCGCUGCUGCCGCUAGCACAUGUGGGUCGCUACGAGCUACAGUACCCUGGCACCUGGUGUUUCAUUAGCCUUGGGCCUCCUGGAGGUUGGCGCCAGGCAUUGCUCGCCGGCCUCUUCGCCGGCCUCGGCCUGGCCGCGCUCCUCGCGGCACUUGUGUGCAAUACACUCAGCGGCCUGGCGCUCCUGCGAGCCCGCUGGAGGCGUCGCCGCUCUCGACGUCUCCGCGAGACCACAGGUCCCGAUGAUCGCCGGCGCUGGGGGUCCCGUGGACCCCGCUUGGCCUCCACCUCGUCUGCCUCUUCCAUCGCUUCAGCCUCCGCCACCCUCCGCAGCUCCCGGGGCGGCAGCUCGGCGCGCAGGGUUCGCGCACACGACGUGGAGAUGGUGGGCCAGCUCGUGGGCAUCAUGGUGGUGUCGUGCAUCUGCUGGAGCCCUCUGCUGGUGUUGGUGGUGUUGGCCGUCGGGGGCUGGAAUUCUAGCUCCCUGCAGCGGCCGCUCUUUCUGGCUGUGCGCCUCGCGUCGUGGAACCAGAUCCUGGACCCAUGGGUGUACAUCCUGCUGCGCCAGGCCGUGCUGCGCCAGCUGCUUCGCCUCCUACCCCUGAGGGCUGGUGCUAAGGAUGGCCCAACGGAGCUGGGCCUAACCAAGAGUGCCUGGGAAGCCAGUUCACUGCGUAGCUCCAGGCACAGUGGCUUCAGCCACCUCUGAACGUGCCCAGAAGCUAAGCCAAACCACUGCGCAGGCCUCAAGGGUAUAGGGAGCCUCAAACACAGCGUGCCAUGGGCGAUGCGUCCUGUGGGGCGGCAGCACACACUGACAGCACAUUGGUGCAAGAGGCUCCACCCAGACGAGUACAAUUCUAACGUUGGCCACGCGAUGGCGCAGACACACAGGACGUUCCAAAUAUCAGAGGUGGGAUGGGUCCCCAGGUCAGCAGCUCCAAUAGCAUGCGCACAAUGCUGAGUCCUUAGUGCUGAGAUUGGAGCUGCCCAUAAAGGCAGUAACGUUUUGGAUUCACUUCCCGUCUCUGCUGCCGCCACAAUAGACUCUUGCAACCAUUCUGCUCA
Peromyscus maniculatus bairdii (prairie deer mouse) is the source of this 3097-nucleotide messenger RNA. RefSeq names its product prostaglandin E receptor 1 (gene Ptger1). The record is from RefSeq and is a predicted model, not a curated record. Gene Ontology annotation, molecular function: prostaglandin E receptor activity. Gene Ontology annotation, biological process: positive regulation of cytosolic calcium ion concentration; inflammatory response; adenylate cyclase-activating G protein-coupled receptor signaling pathway. NCBI's taxonomy places the organism in Eukaryota, Metazoa, Chordata, Mammalia, Rodentia, Cricetidae. Gene Ontology annotation, cellular component: plasma membrane.